Molecule: messenger RNA, 376 nt
Organism: Stomoxys calcitrans (stable fly)
Lineage: Eukaryota; Metazoa; Arthropoda; Insecta; Diptera; Muscidae
Exons: 1
Coding region: 56-295 (79 amino acids)
Source: RefSeq, a predicted model, not a curated record
CACUGAGAAAACAUCAACUUUAACUGUAAACAGUUCAGGACGUUUUAAACUCGAUAUGCUGUCAUCCAAGUUUUUUGUACUUAUGAUGGGCAUCACCAGCAUGUUGCUCUUAAGUGCACCUACAGCGGAAGGAACCUUUUUAUUUUUCGCCUGUCUACUUCGAUCACCUUUAUGCCCCUUCCGAACACCAUCAACAACAACCCAAGCACCAGCUGCAGGCGGUAAUGGAGGAGCAGGCGGUGGUGCAGGAGCAGGCGGUGAUGCAGGAGCAGGCGGUGAUCCAGGAGCAAAAUAAUUGCGAACAUGUCUAAAUUCUAUUGUAAACUAUAGAAAAUAUUUAAUUGGUUAUUGUUAAUAAAAAAAUAUCCCUUAUGAA